GUGUGUGCAUGUGUGUGUGUGUGUGUGUGUGUGUGUGUUCUCUCACUGUUUUGGAUUUUUCUCAGUUCAGUAUGUGCAUGGGGUCUGUCUGAACUGUCUGCAAGGGCCGCCUUUGGACUUAUCCUUCUCUAAUUUUGGAUUUCGUUGGCCAUUUUCUGACCAAUUCUGUGGAUUGGCUAUCGGUCUUGCAACCAUGGAGGUAUGUAGGCGAGUGUGCUGGAGAGAACUGCUGGUUUUCCUGCAUCUCAUGGCUUGUGCAGUGGGCAUGCCUGGGAGGUGCAGCCUGUUUGGACGACACUACGUCCACACGUUCGAUGGCGUUUUGUAUGACUUCCCCGGAGACUGCAGCUACCUGCUGGCUGGGGACUGCAACCAUCGUUCCUUCACUUUGCUGGGUGACUUUGUCCACGGAAGGAGGAGUGGCGUGACUUUGUUUCUUGGCGACGUCUUCGAACUACACCUGUCUGUAGACGGAACGCUCUCACAGGGGGAAAAAAGGAUCUCACUGCCGUACGCCUCUCAUGCUGUGUUUGUGGGUGCGGAGAUGGGCUCCUACAAACUCUGGAGCGAGGAGUUUGGCUUCACCGUUACCAUCGACAGUGCGGCGAAUGUCGCCGUGACGCUUGCCAAACACCACACCAACCGGACCUGUGGGCUGUGUGGCAACUUCAACUCCUUGUCUGUUGACGAUUACACUGCUCAAGAAGGGUUCCUAACAGAGGACAGUUAUGACUUCGCAAACUCUUGGGCUGUGAAAGGGGCUGGGCAGGCCUGUCGACGCGUCGUCCCUCCCAACAGGUUGUGUAACAGCACCAAAGAGACCUCAGCGUUUUUGUCCAGUUGCAGUUUGCUGCAGACCUCCAGUGUGUUUCUGCAUUGCGCCCACAUCGUCUCCCCUGAGGCCUUCCAACUGGUGUGCGAGGAGGAGGCGUGUCACUGUGGUCAGAGGGAGGGGCCAGACUGCUACUGUCCAAUACUAUUAGAGUACGCCCGCACAUGCCACGCCCACGGGAUGCUUCUGCACGGCUGGCUGGAGGAGAGCAAUUGCUCUCCCAAGUGUCCAAUAGGCAUGCAGUACAGCGAAUGCAGCAGGUCAUGCUCCACAACCUGCCAGAGUCUCAACAUCCAGGAGGUCUGCAAGGACGAGUGUGUUGAUGGCUGCAUGUGCCCUGUGGGGAAGGUGUUGGACGGCGGUCACUGUGUGGAAGUUUCCCAGUGUUCCUGUGUGCACAGGGGACGGCACUUUCCACCAGGAUCCAGCAUCGCGCAGGACUGCAACACUUGUGUGUGCCGUCAUGGCUCCUGGGAGUGCACCAACGAAGGCUGCCCUGGUGAGUGCUUGGUGAUGGGCCAGUCGCACUUCAAGACCUUUGACAACAAGUUCUUCACCUUCACGGGCCAGUGUCAGUAUCUGCUGGCCAGAGACUGCGAAGAGAGUCAGUUUUCCGUCAUCAUUGAGAAUGUGCAGUGUGCGGACGAUCAGGAUGCUGUGUGCACUCGUUCGGUGACCCUCAGCCUCCACUCUCUGGAGGACAUGAAGGUGAAGCUGAAGCACGGAGGGAUGGUCUCCGUCAAUGACAUGGACAUCCAAACCCCAAUGCACUAUGGUCGUCUGCGUAUCCAGAGGUCUGUUCAGUCUUCAGUGCGUGUCAAGUUUAGAGAGGAUUUCCGUUUGGACUGGGAUGGACGAGGUCGGGUGCUCUUAAAGCUUGGACCAGCGUGGGCAGGACGCACCUGUGGCCUCUGUGGUAACUACAAUGGUAACCAAGGUGAUGACUUCCUGUCGGGUGCCGGACUGGUUGAGGCGGGGCCUUUGGCUUUUGGUCUGUCCUGGGGGAUCAACGGAGACUGUGAAUCCCAUCACAGAUCAGAGAUUGACCCAUGCACAAUCAACCCCAAGAGAGUGCGUUUUGCGAAGGAGGCGUGUUCAGCGUUGAUGUCGGAGGCGUUCAGCCCAUGCCACUUCCUGGUGAACCCAGGUCCGUUCCAGAGGUUCUGCCACUACGAUGUGUGUGCCUGUGUUGAUGGCGAGGAGUGCCUCUGCUCUGCGCUGUCGUCGUACGUUGCUGCCUGUUCGGCCAGAGGGGUGCUGCUCAACUGGAGAUCUCCCUCGCUCUGUGAGCUGAGGUGCACCGGAGGCCAGUCAUAUGAGGCCUGCGCGAGUGUGUGCGAUAGGACGUGUCGGUCCCUCUCUGGGGCUGAAGCGGGCUGCGAAGGCGAGAGGAUCUGUGACGAGGGCUGUUUCUGUCCACUCGGGCAGUACCUGAGCGACUCCGGAGAAUGUGUGACGGCCGACCACUGCACCUGUCUGCACGAUGGACAGCUUUACCAGCCUAACGAUGUCUAUGCUGACCACAACAGCAUCUGCUACUGUUUGAAUGGCUCCAUGCACUGCAGCUCCAAUGAAAUGGGGAACGCCAUGCUGUCCGACCUCUUCUACGACGAUGACUUUACUCCAGCCAGAGAUCGGAGGUCAGUCCCUUGCCCCCCUCCGCUGAUGCGAGUGGAGUGUGAUGCUGGUGAGAAGGGGCUGGAGUGUGCCAGGACCUGCCAGAACCUGGACCUGCCCUGCCUCAGCCUGGCCUGCAUCCCGGGCUGUCUCUGUCCCCCUGGCACGGUGCGCCACCUCAGAGAGUGCAUUGCACCAGAGCAGUGUCCUUGUUACCAUAACAACAGACCCCAUGCCUCAGGACAGACCAUCUCAGUGGACUGCAACACCUGUGUUUGUGAGAACAGGAAGUGGCGCUGUACAGAGAAGGUCUGUGAUGGAGUGUGUCGCACUGUGGGAGAGGGGCAUUACAUCACCUUCGACGGCCUCAUGUACUCCUUCCCUGGACUCUGUCAGUAUGUCCUGGCCCAGGACAUGUGUGAUGGGGAGGAUGGAUCAUUCCGCGUGUUAGUGGAGAACGAGGCCUGUGGAAUUGUUGGACAUCGCUGUGCCAAAGCUGUCACGGUCUUCUACCAGGGAGGACUCAUUACGAUGCAACAUGGAGAGGUGAAGAUGAGGAGGCCAGUGAGGCAGGGCUCGGAGGUGGAGAUCAUCCAUUCCGGUCAGUUCUACAUCCUGCUGCUGGGGAAGCACAUUUCUAUCAGCUGGGACCAAAGCACCCGGCUCCUGCUCCACAUCUCAGCCAAAUACCGGGGGCGGGUGUGUGGCCUGUGUGGUAACUUUGAUGGGAACGUCAACAAUGACUUGAUGAGCAGCAACAACCAGCUGGAGAUCGACUCCAACCACGUUGGGAACUCCUGGAAGGUCAAACCCAGCUGUGCUGAUGUCACACAGCUGCCCACUCCUUGCAGCGACAACCUGGUGAAGCAGGUAACAGUGGAGCAAUCCUGUCGUGUGCUUACGGGCCCCCUUUUCAAGGAAUGCAACAGCCAGGUGGACGCAGAGCAGUACGUGGAGAUGUGCGUGGAGGCGGCGUGCUCUUGCCCAUCGGUGGGCGACUGCGUGUGUUUCUGUGACGUCGUUGCAGCCUAUGCUCAGGCUUGCUCUGAGAGGGGUGUGUCCAUUAGCUGGAGGUCCAACGACCUAUGUCCUAUGAGCUGUGACGAGCUGAACACUAGGGGCUCGUCAGUGGGCGAGGAGCUGUGCCAGUGGAGGUACAACGCCUGUGGCUCUGCUUGUCAAAUCACCUGCCAGCACCCAGAGCCUCUUCACUGCCCGCUCACCUGUGUGGAAGGCUGCCACGCCUCCUGUCCCCAUGGUCAGCUAUUGGAUGAAGUGGCCAUGCAUUGCGUAGAUCCCUCCCAGUGUAAGGUGUGCAUCCAUGAGGGUCAAAGAAUCUCCCAUGGCAACAAGGUCAUCCUCAAUCAUGACAACCCAGAGCACUGCAAAAUUUGCCACUGUGAGGACAACGUCCUUAGUUGUGAGGUUUGCAACCACUCGGACAUGUUCUCCACUCACGCGCCGACGUCGCCCCCGAUCACCUCCACCGCCCCGCCCUUCUCCACAAUGAUGCCCACAGGGACCUGCGACCGCGCCAUGGACCUGGCGUUCCUGUUGGACGGUUCGGCGGCACUGGGCGAGGAUGAGUUUGAGAAAGUGAAAGAGUUCAUCUUGGCGGUGGUGGAACGCUUCCGAAUGGGCUCAGCUCACACGCGAGCCACGGUGCUGCUCUUCCACUCUGGCGUCAAAACAUAUGACCUGCAGGUCCAGAAGUGGCUGUUCAAGAAGACGGUGCAUGAGCUGCAUUACACAGGGGGAAACGCUGCCUUCCUGGAUGAGGCUGUCAAAUACCUGGCCAUCAAUAUCUACGAUAAGAACAAACGCGAGCAUGCCGGCCGUGUUGCCAUCAUCCUGACUGCGAGUGCCAACCCUCGCCCCAUGCGCGCCACUGUAAAGAUGCUCCGCAAGAAGACCAUUACAACCCUGUCUGUGGCCCUGGGGCCCGGGGCCAAUUUGGGGCAGAUUAAUGAGAUCACCAAGGCCAACCCGGAGAACAGGGCCUAUGUGCUAAGCAGCACAGGUGAGCUGCCUGAUCGUCUCCUAGAGCUGUCAGAUUACCUCUGCACCUUGGGUCUGGAACCCGAGGGGGCCAAACCCGUGCCAACCAAGCCUACACAGGUUAAACCUGUCCGUAGUACAACCACGACUGUCCAGCCCGCAACUUUAGAGCCCAACCCCACGCAGCAAUUCUCCUCUAGUCCUACCCCGACCUUACCCGCAGGCCAGUCUCCAGUCACAACAUCGCCCUCCUCCAACCCUGCAGCCAAAGACGUGACCUUCAUUCUGGAGGGCUCCGAUUCGGUAGGGGAGGUCAACUUUAAUAAGUCCCUGUACUUCUUGGAGGAGGUGAUCUCAAAGCUGUCAGAGCAGGAGGAGUCAAUUCGCAUCACCGUGAUUCAGUACUCCGUAACCAUCACCGUGGAGAUCAGUCGCUUGGAAGUGCGGCGGCAGAAGACCCUGCUGAUUCAACGACUGAGGGAGAUCCGUUGGAGAGGUGGCUCUAAGACAAAUACAGGUGCUGCUGUCACAACCUCCCUCCAGCAGAUAACCACAACGAAGCCUGCUCCAGGUCCCACCGCUUCCAAGUUGGUCUUUCUUGUGACAGAGAACCCGCCUACUGAUACAGUGACACGUCCCCCAGCGACAGACACGCAAACGCAUAUAUAUCCAAUCGGAGUGGGGCCGAAGGUCAGAGAGAAUGACCUGAUGGAUCUCAGCUUCCCACGGCGCCCACUGAUGGUGGAUGACUACAAUCGCCUGCGGUCCCUGGUCCAUCAGGUUGUGAAUAUCACGCACAACACCAUCAGACCCCGCUUCCCGACACUGCAACCGCCCUUCCUUCAAACUUUGAGUCCACGUACCACCCUGCCACCCUCAGUACCAUGUAAGAAGCCCAUGGACGUGGUUUUCCUGUUGAAGGCUGGUGAAGAGUUUGAGGACAUGAAGACGUUCGUGAAAGCCUUCAUCAACAGUGCAAACACAGGACGAAAUGACACCCAGGUGGGUGUGGUUCAGUACGGAGACGGCAGUACGGCAGAGGUGACAUGGAAGGAUGAGCAGAGUAAACCACACCUGUUAAACCUGGUGGAUGACAUGCACAGCAGAACCUCCGCUGCCCCAGCCCUGGGCUCUGCAUUGCGAUUUGCCGUUCAGACGUCCAUCUCACCAGCCAGCGGUGGCAGAGCAGGGGUGGCCAAAGUAGUGGUGAUGCUUGUGACUGACAGAUCAACUGACGACGUCCAGGAAGCCUCUAACGAGGCUCUGGUAGCUGGUGUGUCUGUAUUCCCAAUCGGCGUGGGACCCGGUUAUGACAGGACCGAGCUGAACGCGCUCAGUGGCCGUAGAGAUCAGGACCACACUCUGCACUUGAGCAGCAUGGAUCAGUUACGGAUGCUGCUGACUCUGGACCAUGGGUACACGGAGAGGCUGUGCCGAGCUGGUCCUGGGUCAUGCGUCGAUGAUAGUGGAACUGAGAGAAAGCCUGGUGAGUCUUGGCUCUUGGAAGAUGGCUGCCACUCACUUCUGUGCCACCCCAGCGGAGCGGUGACAGUCCAGAACCACAAGGUCAACUGCGACAGACUGGAGCUCCCGGCAUGCAGAAACAACAUGAUGCCCGUCAAAGUCCAGGAGAGCUGUGGAUGCCACUGGGAAUGCCCCUGUAUGUGCAUGGGUACGUCUACCAACCACGUUGUGAGGUUUGACGGCAUGGCCCUGAGGCUGGACGGAGAGGGUGUCUGCUCCUACACACUUCUAACUGUCGCCAAGGGCAGUGGGACAGGUUCAGAGGUCAAACUCCACAGUGGACCCUGUCAGGCUUCUGCCACCGACCACACUAUAUGUAUGAAGACUAUGGAAGUGACCCACGGAGACCAUAAAUUGCUGCUAAAGGAUGACAUGACGGCGGUGCUUGACGGUGAAGUACUGUCCCUGCCAUGGCAUUACGGUGGACUAGAGGUGCUGCGUUAUGGUGGAGUGAUGCUUCAACUGAAAUCCGAGCACGGCUACGUCCUGACCUUCACGCCACAGAGCAACGAGUUCACCAUCACACAGCUCAGCUCCACCACAGCCAGCCACACUGCCGGACUCUGUGGUGCCUGCGGGGAGGAGAAGGUUAACAAGUUCUCUCUGCGUAACGGCAGCUUGACUGCUGACCAGCAAGCCUUCAUCUCUGACUGGACGGUGGCGGAGGAGGGCGGCGUGUGUCUGCCCAGGCCGAAGGCCGUGUGUGUGUCCGGGGCGGCGUUCGGGUGUCAGGCUCUGCGUUCUGAAGUGUUCGAUCCGUGUCACGCGCAUGUGCCCAUCCAGGUGUUCCUUGCCAAGUGCGAGGAGCAGGCAUGCGAGGAGGCGGACGUGUGCGAGCUCAUCUCCGCAUACGCGCGCCUCUGCAGACAGAGGGGGAUAUGCGUGGACUGGAGGAGCCCGCAUCUCUGCCCGUUUCCGUGUCCCGGCUCCAUGGAGUACGAUGCGUGUCGGAGCGGGUGCGUCGAGGACUGCAGCACCGCACGAGCGUUGCCAGGCGACUGGACCGUUGCCAGGGGCAAUGAGUCACUCUGUAUGGAUACACCCACCGAAGGCUGUUUCUGUCCCGGGGGAACGGUGCUGCAUCACAGAGAGUGUGUGUCGCCGGAGGCGUGCAGUCAGUGUGUUGACCGGCAUGGACAGACGCAUGCGCACAUGAUGAGCUGGGUACCCAAAGACAACCCGUGCCUUAUAUGCAUGUGUCUGGAUCAGCAACAGAUCAACUGCACCACCCGGCCAUGCAACGAUGUAAAAGCUCCAGCGUGUGGACCCUGUGAGAUCCUGAGGGAGAAGAGAGGGUCAAAGUGCUGCCCCGAGUAUGAGUGUGUUUGUGAUCUGGUAAGCUGCAAUCUGCCAGAAGUGCCCCGCUGUGAGGACGGACAGACUGUGGUCUUGAAAAACCCCGGCGAGUGUCAGCCCAUGUAUGAGUGUGUGUGCAAACAGGAGGAGUGUGAGCUCCAAGCCGCCUCUGCUCCUGCUUGUCCCGCCCACCGCCGCCUGUCAGUCAAGAAGACGCAGUGCUGCAGUGUGUUUGAGUGUGCGUGUAGCUGCCAGAACUCCACCCGGUCCUGCCCCCCUGGUUUCAUCCCUUCCACCUCCAGCAACGACUGUGGCUGCACAGAGACGAGCUGCUUGCCUGACAAGGUGUGUGUGGUUGGUGGUGUGGUGUACCCAGUGGGGAGUCAAUGGGAAGAGAAGUGCCAGAAGUGCAGCUGCACCCAGCUGCAAGACAGUCACAUGUCUUUACACAUCGCCCAGUGUACCCCGCCUGUCUGUGACCAGACCUGUCCCCUGGGCUCGUCAUACAGACCAUCAGAGGGAGAGUGCUGUGGGAAGUGCAGGAAGGACAGCUGUGUGGAGUCAGAGUCGGAGGGACCGAUGCCGGGCGACACGCUGAGAGGGGAGCGCCUCAGAUAUGUGGGUGAGGUGUGGCAGUCUCCAGGAGAUAAAUGUGUUUCCCACAAGUGUGUAAGGGCAAAUGAUGAGGUGCUCAUUGCUUCGUCUAACGUCAGCUGCCCACCGAUGGACAACCCCGCCUGCCCCCUGGGAACCGAGCUACGCUGCGACAUGUUGGACUGCUGUCCCCACUGCAGCUGUGCUCCUAUGGAUGCCUGUGUGCUCAACCACACUGUGAUAGGAGCGGGGGAGAGGUUGAUGCUGGAUGUGUGUACACACUGUGAGUGCUCGGUGGAGAAUGGGGCUGUGAGGAAAUACAGACUAGCUUGCAGGAAAAUCAGAUGUCCCGUCUGCCCUGAGGGCUACAGCCUGGAGCAGGAGCCAGACGCUUGCUGUGGUCGCUGUGUUCCCACAGCCUGCAUCCUGCAAAGGCCAAACGGACGCAUUACCCAUCUGCAGGUGAACACCACCGACGUCGACGGAUGCAGCCGCUAUACUUGUAGCACGAACGAUAAAGGAGAUCUGGUGCUGCAGACUAAAGUGACCAUCUGCCCUCCCUUCGACCGUCAAGCCUGCCUGGACAAGGGGGGGAAGGUCAGCCAGAUGGGUACCAGCUGCUGUGAGAUGUGUACGGAGCCGGAGUGCAUCAAGACGGCGGGAAUGCUCAACUACAUCAAAGUGGAUGACUGCCAAUCAGAACACCAGAUAGAACUGCAGUAUUGCGAGGGGAGGUGUAGCAGCAAGUCCAUGUACUCCCUGGAGAGCGGCAGCGUGGAGCAGAAGUGUGUGUGCUGCGCCGCGGUGGAGACGGAGCCUCUCCACGUCCCGAUCCUGUGCACCAACGGCACCCGCACCCACCACACCGUCCUGUCCGUCACUGCGUGUGACUGCUUGUCCAAACACUGCACCUAGAGGGAGAGAGAGGG
Messenger RNA from Lampris incognitus (smalleye Pacific opah), 8790 nucleotides. It is a transcript of the gene vwf, whose product is annotated as von Willebrand factor. Lineage: Eukaryota; Metazoa; Chordata; Actinopteri; Lampriformes; Lampridae. Gene Ontology annotation, cellular component: extracellular matrix. The transcript has 53 exons. The coding region runs from base 194 to 8776 and encodes 2860 amino acids. Gene Ontology annotation, molecular function: protein binding. Gene Ontology annotation, biological process: blood coagulation; cell-substrate adhesion. The record is from RefSeq and is a predicted model, not a curated record.